UCGAUAAAAAGCUCAUUCUUUACGCCCCUAACUGAGCUCAGAAAAAUGCAAACCAACGCAGGUCUCAUGCUUCUGACUAUAUGAGCAUUCAAAUUUUGGAGAAUCAGAGCAAGCCUUUUCAAUCUCGAAGUAUAGAGAAAUGAGUCUUCAAGUUUUCAGGCAUUGGAUCCCAACUGUCAAAGAUGCAUUUGAUCGAACACUAAUGGUGGCCAAAUUCUUCUGCAGCCUUCAUGUCACCAAUACUUUCCUCUGUACCUGUGCUCUGGCUAUGGGACCUAGCAUGCUACCCACAUUGAACCUGACAGGAAGUUUAGUCCUGGUAGAGAGACUAUCAAUCCGAUUUGGGAAAAUGGCUUCGGGUGACGUGGUCCUGAUUCGGAGCCCUGAAGAACCCCGAAAGGUUGUGAUCAAGAGAAUAGUUGGUGUUGAAGGUGAUGCUGUUGGUAACGAAGAGGCAACUGCUGUUGUGCCGAAGGGACAUAUCUGGAUAGAGGGAGAUAACAAACAUAAUUCUAGAGAUUCAAGGCAAUUUGGACCUGUUCCUUAUGGGCUCUUAGAGGGCAGAGUUUUCUGGGUGAUGUGGCCUCCUGAAGAUUUUGGAUCAGUGGGUAGAAAAGUGGAAAACAUCAGCCUAGAAAGAUUGCUAAGUGGGUCCAUUUUUAGCAGCGCUGGUUGUCAAAAAACAUAAGCGUCAAAAGUUCCAAGGUUGAUGAUGGAGUGGGCUAGAAUCGUCCAUGAGUUAUGGACAGAAUAGUAGAUGGAGAAUAUUGCAGAUAUCAGUAAUCAAAUUGGGCAGAUGAGACCAGAGAGAUCGAAUUUCUGAAUUCUUUUAUGCUACCUUUGCAUGGCAAAACUGCCAAAACAUAUUUGAUUUCUUGAUGAAUAUGUAGAGGUUUCAUUGUUUUUUCUUUUUUCUUUUUUUUUUUUCGUUCGUUUCUUUCUGUGAUCUUAAGUUUUCAAAACCUGUUCUGUUAGUUUUAUAUUUAUUAUUAUUUCUGUUAUCGAACAAUUAUU
Messenger RNA from Coffea arabica (coffee), 1014 nucleotides. The record is from RefSeq and is a predicted model, not a curated record. NCBI's taxonomy places the organism in Eukaryota, Viridiplantae, Streptophyta, Magnoliopsida, Gentianales, Rubiaceae.